Molecule: messenger RNA, 2599 nt
Organism: Epinephelus lanceolatus (giant grouper)
Lineage: Eukaryota; Metazoa; Chordata; Actinopteri; Perciformes; Serranidae
Source: RefSeq, a predicted model, not a curated record
AUGGGCAGAUUUAGUGAUGUGGGGGCAUUGAGCAAACUCAGGCAUGGGGCCUCUUUCUUGAAUAGCAAUUCAUUACCAGUAUUCUUGGACCAACUCAGCAAUGUCACUGUCAAUUUCACCGACGAAGUGGUUGCAUCUCCUUUAGACAUCAGUGCCAUUGUUGAUAUACUCAACAAUGUAGCCAACGCGUCACUUGCUAUCCCAAUAAAUGAAACUUUAAUGGAGGAUGUCCUUUUAACUGUAGGUAUCCUCACCUCAAAUGAAUCAAGGGACUCAUGGAACUUUCUAAACGCCAAUGACACCAGAAACAUCUCGGAAAAAAGCAGCCCCACAGCCAGAAGCGUCAGCUCAACAUUAUUGCAGUCUGUUGAGGACAUAACAAAGGCCCUUACCAAUGACUCCUUUAAUAUUGACACACCUUUUAUUCUCUUAAACAAAACCACAUUCACAGACACUUUUAAUGCUGAUAUUGAAAUCUUGGAUUCAGCCGUGGAGACAGACAUACCAGAGUCUGAUGGAGAAAAUAAGUCCAUCACUGUGAUAACAUUUGCAUCAAUGGAAAAUGUACUCCCUGCAAGAGAUGAAAACAAUUCAACCUCUAACUUCAUCAAUGGGAGAGUUGUACUUGUUUACUCUGAUGGAACUGUCAAUAAUGUUUCAUUCACUUUUGAUAUUUUAAACGACACUUUGAAGAAACCUCAGUGUGUUUUUUGGAACUUCAGCCUCUUUGAUGGUCUCGGGGGAUGGGACGACGAGGGCUGCGAGCUGGUAGACGACAACAAUACUGUCACCUGCAACUGCAACCACCUGACCUCGUUCUCUAUGCUCAUGUCACCCUUCAGUCCAAAUGACCCUGUGUUGGAAUUUAUUACCUACAUUGGAGUUGGAAUAUCCAUGGCUUCCUUGGUUAUAUGCCUCAUAAUUGAAGCUGUCAUAUGGAGUAAAAUAAGAAAGAACAACACCUCUUACUUACGCCAUGUUUCCAUCGUUAACAUCGCUGUGUCUCUCCUGAUUGCAAACAUUUGGUUUAUUAUUGGAGCAGCCAUUUCAGAAGCAGAUAAGAAAGACCGAUCAGCAUGCAGUGCGGCCACAUUUUUCAUCCAUUUGUUCUACCUAGCCCUCUUCUUCUGGAUGUUUGCCUCAGCUCUACUGUUGCUCUACCGCACAGUCAGUGUCUUCGAAGGGUUGUCCAAAAAUUCUAUGUUGGCAAUUGGUUUCUCUCUCGGCUACGGGGCACCCCUCAUCAUUGCAAUUAUAACUAUAGCUGUAACUGCACCCAACAAAGAGUACAUCCGUGAAACUCCAACCCAGUUGAGUUGCUGGCUCAACUUCAACGAUUCCAAAGCUCUACUGGCCUUUGUGAUCCCUGCACUGUUAAUAGUGGCGAUAAACCUUAUAAUACUAUGUGUGGUGAUUUACAAAAUGUUGAGGAGAAGGGCUGUGGGAGACGCUGCACAAGCAGCUGAGAGGAACGUUCUGGUGGUCAUUAUCAGGAGUUUGGCUGUCCUUACACCAAUUUUUGGGUUAACUUGGAGUCUGGGAGUCGGAACUAUGACCAACCCACACAACAAAGGAAUCCAUGGUUCAUUUGCAUUCUUCAAUUCACUCCAGGGAUUCUUCAUUUUGGUGUUUGGAACGCUGUUGGACAAAAAGGUGCGGUCAGAAAUAGCAGCAAUAUCACAAAGUUCCGGAACUGGGACAAGGAGCACCAGUGCUGGAACCUCAUCAUCAAGUGGAUUAGGCUUUUUCCGAAACUGGAGAAGAGGAAGAGAUGGUUACAACGUAUCAUCCACUGCUUCUGGUGUAUCUCACUCCUUCACCAACACAUGACAAACUUUGCAGACAGCUGGGGUCAGUUAGAAAGGCAAACCAGCUGUUACACAAAAAUUGAUUUAGUUGUUAGAUGUAUGAAGGAUAGAUCUGAAGUCUACUGUAACAUUAGUCAGGCUUGAUUUGUGGAAAAUCAAAGAUAUCAUUAAUACAGUCAUAUUUUGAAAGCUGUAUUUUAUUAAAGCACUGCUUAGAAUAACACUAUGUUAUACACUCUUGUAAGGAUAGAAUCGUAUUUAUUAGUGUUACAUAAUGAAUGCUGGAUGUAUAGUAUUAAUUGCAUUGUAGUAGAGCCUGCUAAUAAUUGUUUUGACAAUAAGAUUUUAUAUUUGAUGUCUUGUAAAAGUGAAUACAUUUGCACUUUCCAGUGUGUGUGUGUGUGUGUGUGUGUGUGUGUGUGUCUGCGAGCCCCUGGUGGGCAAAAAAAGCAUUAUCGAAACUAAUCUAAAAGAAUUCCACAUCAUUCCGAGCAACUGGAAUCACAUUGCGCUUGAUAGGCACUCCUGGAAGACAUCUACUGCACGUCACAAAGCUGAACUCUGCCAAGCCGCAGAGAUAAAGUGAGAACACAGAGAAAAACAGGCUCAGCCACAAGCACCACCACAUUCCCCUGCUCACAGUGUGCCAAAGUAUGUGGAUCUUGGAUCGGCCUCUACAACCAUCUGAAGACACAACCCAUCAUGGGGGACGGUCAUAUUUGCCUCAAGUGACCACCAAUGAUGGUGUGUGUGUGUGUGUGUGUGUGUGUGUGUGUGUGUGCAUUGUUUCC